This is a messenger RNA of Dreissena polymorpha, 3495 nucleotides long. RefSeq lists its product as uncharacterized. The record is from RefSeq and is a predicted model, not a curated record. Lineage: Eukaryota; Metazoa; Mollusca; Bivalvia; Myida; Dreissenidae. Bases 825 to 3218 code for a protein of 797 amino acids. The transcript has 2 exons. Gene Ontology annotation, molecular function: 3'-5'-RNA exonuclease activity.
UCUUGAUUGACAGAUUACGCAUCGUAAACAAAUUUUUAUAUCGACGAUUGUGAGCUUGUUACCGACAGAAAACAUCUUUAUUUGGUUCAAUUUUAUUCUAAAUACAAUGUAAAUAUUGUCAGACCAUGGCAGACCACCUAGGACCAUUCUGUCAGGAAAAUGGUAUAACAACCUCUCAUUUGAAAAAGCCAGAAACAUUGAAACCUAUAAAUGGGCUGAAGAAUGGACUAAUUCUUGAAAUUAAUACAUUUCUAGAAAAAAAUGGAGAAAACUCAACUGUUUUGUUCAAUGUACUAUGUCAGCUUAACCCUGAAUUCAAAGCAUCAACAGCCUAAUAUGUAAAAGCAAAAGUGUCAAGGACAUGUGAUCAGAAAAAAAAACUUGUCAAUAAAAAAAAAGUGCCUGGUGUAAAGAAUGUAAAAGACUUGCUGAAUGCAGAAUUUAAAGCCCCUGUCCCACAAACUGCUUCGAAAAGUGUCAUAAACUUUGAAAAUACUAGAUCACGAUUUGAAAGUAUAAGUGUAAGCGACAAUUUGAACAAAUCACAGAAUUUAUUAAAUUAUGAAGUCGAGAAAUUCGAGAAGCACAGCAAGAAACUCCAGAACCAAAUUGAAGAACAGAAAAUAACGCUCAACGCCCUUGAAAACAGAAUUGGGCAUUAUUCGGUUCGUAACGUGAAUAAACGCGAUGACACAGCAAAGAAAAAUCUACACUUGCUUCGAGACAGCCAACGUCUUACUAGAAAACAUGAAAUAGCACUAACAAAAGCUACAUCAGACUUGAACAUAUGUAGAGAAGAAAACACAGCUUUUGCAAAUGAAAUCAUGCAAUUAAAUGACAAACUCAACUUGUUGAAAGAAGAAGUAAAAACGUUGAAGGAUGAAGUAAACUCUGAAAAAACAAAGAAGCGCUCUGCCCAGAAAUACAACUCGUACAUACGAAGUGAACUUAGAACGAUAAGGGAUAAUUUGAAAGAAAAAGAACAGAGUUCCGAGAAACACUGCAACAACUGUGAAAAAAAUCAUUCUAUAUUGGCCGAGCGUGAAAAUGAAGUGUUUGAAUUGAAAGAAAGCAUCGAGAACCUUAAGUCGGAAAAACUGAAACUGAGAAAUAGUGACGGGAGUUACACAAAUGAAGUGCGUUUAUGUAUCAUGGAACUGUGUGGAUUGGAAGUUGCAGUAGAAAAAAUGUCGCCAGUCAUAAGAACCAUCUCAAAACAUUUAUUUAACGAGACUAUUGAUAGAAAGGACUUGCCUUCAAGCACUACAACACAAAACAUCGUUGACGAGGGCCAUUAUCUGGCCAAGUCCUACAUUUCGCAGAAAUUGUCCAAAACUGAAAAUUGGGGGCUUCACAGAGAUGGAACAACACGCAGAAAGCAAAAACUCUUGGAUACGUCAGUGUCGUUAGCCACCGGUGAAAGAAUAAGUUUGGGUUUUAACCGAGUGUCACACGAGACAGCAGUUACAAUUAACAAUGUGACUAAAGAUCAUCUAAGUGAACUUGCGACUCUGAAUUCCAACAUUACAAGUGCUGAUUCGGAAGAAUACAUCAAGGACUCUCUUGAGAAACUAUCGUACACAAUGAGUGAUCGCGCUGCAAAUGAGAAAAAGGCUGAUGCUCUGCUGGAUGAGUGGCGUUCAGAAGUGUUGAAGCACACAAAUAACCACGAACAAGUCCUGCAUUUUCACUGUAUGGCGCACGUGUUACUUGGGUUCCACAAUUACAUAUGUGCAUCAGACUUAAAGGAACACGAAAACAAACUGCUGGAAGAACAUGGCCCUCUCGGUCGCGACUCUUUGCCUGUCUUCAAGUACUGGAGCAAAAAGGGCACCGUUUUGGAACGUACUCUACGCACCACAUCAGAAGUUUUUGGACCGUCAGGUGAUCAUCAUGGUGUUCGGGACGCAUGGGAAGCAUAUUGCGCUGAAAACGGAAUAAAAUCCGUUAUCGGAAACUACAAAGACAACCGAUUUAAUGCGUUGUUUCAGACAGCUGCGGAAGUGUAUCUUCACCGGGAAGAUUUCAUAAAGGUCCUCCAAAGUGUAAAGUCAAACAAUCUUCUCCUUCAGUCUGUUUUAGCUGAUUUACAAUCUGAUCUGAUUAUGACAGAGGUACAGUGCCUAGGGUUGUACUAUUUAAAGCUGACCGGUCCUUACUGGAAUCUUAUGGUGAACAAUAAAGUACCGUAUGUACAAUUGUACAAAGAUGUACAAAUUAUUCACAGCUACCUGAAGGAACUAGAAGUUAAUCCCGCCAAUUUACUUCAAGAUGUCCCCCUCCGCGAAAAAGAUGCUUUAAAAGUCCCUUAUCAUGACCUACUGAAACAAAAGCUUGAAAGAAUUAGCGAGGAAAGUAAAUACAGAGAACUGUUUCAUGAAAUGGUGAAAAUGACAUCCAAAGCUAUGAAAAGAACUGUGGAGAAGCAGUUGUCAGACUUUCUUGAUGGUGGUAAAUUUGGGCAAGAACCCGAAGAAAAGCAAUUGGAUCGAACAAGCUUCGCUCUGUUGACAAACUUGACAUGCGAGCACCACUUUGGUCAUCUAGACAGCAGUCAGCGGAAACGACCCGGAGCAAGUCUUCACCACCAUACAUCUGUCCAGCUCUUAAAACAAAGCCGAACGCCAAUGAUGAAAUGGAUAGAGGAAAUACCUGAAAGUGAUAAAACGAAGUUAUUAAAAUCCGCACGUCUUGGUGGGAAAACAAUGAGAAAAAAACAUCAACAACAAGAUCGCAAGGUUCUAUCUGAAAUAAAUGAAGAACGAAUUCUAAACAAACAAAAAAAAGACAGCAAAAAAAGAAAGGCGGAAGGAAAUCUACAUUGUGAUAGAGACAAAAGUGUUUGCUUAGACGAACAGGAGGAUGGUUAUUCAGAAGCGGAAGAUGAAGCCAAAUUGUUAGAAAUGAUACCGACAGACAAAUGUGUCAAUUGCAAUGAAUAUGUGGCUAUUGCAUACCAGGAUGCUUGGUAUCCUGGUAUGGUUGUCGAUGUUAAAGACAAAGAACACUUUGUGGUCACAUUCAUGACUCCCACUAGAACACUUGGCCAGUACAAAUGGCCUCUACGAGAAGACAUCCAGACCGUUCAGAAAAAAUUCCUCAUUUCUGUUGGAUUCGUGCCCGACUGUUUAAAUUCUGGACGGUUAUGGAACGUUAAAGAGGCACAAACAAUAGACAACAUCUAUAAGAAAUAUUCAUUAAUUUAUUUCAAGGAUUAAAAAGUUUUAGACUGUGUGUAUAUAUUCUUCCCCAGAUGUUGAAAAGACAUUCCGUCCCCCCCAAACACCUGUGAAAAUUUGAUUUGAAAGUUUAGACUGAUAAUUAUUUUCAAUGUAUCAUAAAUAAGUUAAAUUUGCUGUAUCAUAAAUAAGUUAAAUUUGCUUUAAAAUGUAAAUAUCCAUUUUAAGUUAUUCCAAUAUUGUUUUUUGAAUAAAUAAAUGUGUUCAUUGUAGAUAUUUUAGCCUGAUGCCUUUCGGUAAAAAAAGGUAAUAUAUC